This is a messenger RNA of Closterium sp. NIES-65, 546 nucleotides long. The record is from the annotation of a GenBank genome assembly. Lineage: Eukaryota; Viridiplantae; Streptophyta; Zygnematophyceae; Desmidiales; Closteriaceae.
AUGUGGUAUGAUUCUCCAAGUUCCUCUUUCCUCUUUUCUUCCCACGAAUGUUUUUUUCCGUUCACACGGGAUCAACCACCAGCUGUGAUUCUCAAUGCCCGUCUCUCAACCACCAGGUCUCUCUCUUACAACGAGCUUUCUGGAUCCAUCCCUGCCUCCAUUGGCUUCCUCACCAGCCUUACAGAUCUGGGCCUUCAUUCCAACAAACUCUCGGGCGCCAUCCCUCCCUCCAUUGCCUUGCUGCAAAAGAUCAAUGCACUCGACCUGAGCUCCAACCAACUGUCCGGUCCCAUCCCUGAGGAGCUUGGUUCCAUGCUCGCUCUCACAAAACUGUCAGUCACUCCCAUCCAGCACACCUCCUUGCACCCUUUCAACUUGCCAUGCACGCCAUUCUGUGUCCAGCGCUCACUCGUGCUUGCCUCACUUCCUUUCCCUGUGUACUUGCUCUUCCGUGCUUGCCGUUGCCCCAGUGAUCUUUCUGAAAACCAGCUUUUGGGCAACAUCCCUGCAGCCUUGGGAGCACUGAUCCAAAUGGAAUUCCUGUGA